CUCAGCAACGCGUCUGCUAAACAUCCGGGUACUCCUCUGAAUGCGCACGCUUCUCGCUGCAGCUGCGUUUCCGUGUUAGUAGAGUGCAGAGACGGGAAACUGAGUUAGAGAGCAGCAGAGACGCAGAGGGAGACGGAGGUAUACACAGCAACACCAAAAUAUAAAUACAUUAAAAAUUAUUACAAAGUACCAAUUCGACGUACAGCAACAGCAAGGUGACCACAUAUUUUGACAUGGAGACUGCAGUGACAACACUCUUUAAUAUGUGAGAUUCACAGAGUACACCGAAGAGAGCGAGUGUGCGUCUGUAGCUGUUUUUCCCCCUUGUGCGUAUUAUUCUGUUGAUCUUUUUUUUUGGUUCAUAUUCGUCUUUGUGUUUUGGUGGAAAAAAUGAAGAAGUUUAACAUCAGGAAGGUGUUGGACGGCCUGUCGUCGGUCUCCUCCUCCUCUUCUUCUCAACCUGGAAACAGGGACAAUGACAUCCAGGAGACCCUCCAAUCUGAACACUUCCAGCUCUGCAAGACGGUCCGUCAUGGAUUCCCCUAUCAACCUUCCGCAAUGGCUUUUGAUCCUGUGCAGAAAAUCUUGGCCAUUGGGACCCAGAAUGGAUCUUUGAGGCUCUUUGGUCGCCCAGGAGUCGAAUGCUACUGCCAGCAUGACAACGGAGCAGCGGUGAUCCAGCUCCAGUUCCUGAUUAACGAGGGAGCCCUUGUGAGUGCCUUGGCAGAUGACAGCAUUCACCUCUGGAACCUGCGGCAAAAGCGACCUGCCAUUCUUCAUUCCCUCAAAUUCAACAGGGAGAGGAUAACAUUUUGCCAUCUGCCUUUCCAGAGUAAAUGGUUUUAUGUUGGCACCGAAAGAGGAAAUAUUCACAUUGUCAAUGUGGAGUCCUUCACCCUCUCAGGCUACGUCAUUAUGUGGAAUAAAGCCAUCGAACUGUCAUCCAAGGCCCACCCAGGGCCAGUCGUCCACAUAAGUGAUAAUCCAAUAGACGAAGGAAAGCUUCUCAUUGGGUUUGAGUCUGGAACAGUAGUUUUAUGGGACCUCAAGUCAAAGAAAGCAGACUACCGAUACACAUACGAUGAGGCUAUCCACUCUGUUGCCUGGCAUCAUGAAGGAAAACAGUUCAUAUGCAGCCAUUCAGAUGGCAGUUUGACCAUAUGGAAUGUAAGAUCCCCUGCCAAGUCUGCACAGAUAAUCACGCCACAUGGUAAGCAGCCGAAGGAUGGAAAAAAGCCAGAACCCUGCAAACCUAUCCUGAAAGUAGAAUAUAAAACAACCAGAGCUGGAGAUCCAUUCAUGGUUCUAUCAGGGGGCCUGUCAUACGAUACUGUAGGAAGAAGACCAUGUUUAACAGUAAUGCAUGGAAAGAGCACUGCUGUACUAGAAAUGGAUUAUCCUAUUGUUGAUUUUCUAACGCUGUGCGAAACGCCAUAUCCUAAUGAUGUUCAGGAACCGUAUGCUGUAGUGGUCCUUCUAGAAAAGGAUUUAGUAGUUAUUGAUCUUGCUCAAAAUGGUUACCCAAUAUUUGAAAACCCUUAUCCUCUGAGUAUACAUGAAUCCCCUGUUACUUGCUGUGAAUACUUUGCUGACUGCCCUGUGGACCUCAUUCCUGCACUUUAUUCUGUUGGGUCAAGGCAGAAGCGGCAAGGAUACAGUAAAAAGGAAUGGCCUAUCAGUGGUGGUAACUGGGGACUUGGCUCACAAAGCUAUCCAGAAAUAAUUAUCACUGGGCAUGCAGAUGGAUCAGUAAAAUUCUGGGAUGCCUCUGCAAUGAUGCUACAAGUACUGUACAAGCUGAAGACAGCGAAGGUGUUCGAUAAAUCUCGGAACAAGGAUGAUAAGCCCAACACAGAUAUAGUAGAUGAGGACCCCUUUGCCAUUCAGAUCCUGUCCUGGUGCCCAGAGAGCAGGAUGUUGUGUGUUGCUGGAGUCUCCGCCCAUGUUAUCAUCUAUAAAUUCAGCAAACAGGAAGGGGCGACGGAAGUUGUGCAGCUACUAGAAGUUCGGUUACAGUAUGAGCUCAAUGAUGUUGAAUCUCCGGAGGGCGACCAAGUCCCGUCCCUGCCGACCCCUGGGGCUACUUCCAGCUCCCAGCCACCGGCACCUCAGUCCCAGCCCUCCACCAGCAGCAGCUCUUCCGACGGCAUUCGGGACAACGUGCCCUGCCUCAAAGUACGAAGCACUCCACUCAAACAAUCCGCAGGCUACCAGGUGGAGCUGGUUAUUCAGCUGGUCUGGGUUAGCGGGGAACCUCCACAACAAAUAACCAGCCUUGGAGUUAACUCAUCCUGUGGGCUUGUGGUUUUUGGAAAUAGUAAUGGCCUUGCAAUCGUAGACUACCUUCAGAAGACUGUUCUUCUUAACCGUGGGAUAAUCGAGUUAUAUGGAUCCAAUGAUCCUUAUCAAAGACAGCCAAGAUCUCCUCGCAAAACACGGCAACCGUCUGGAGCAGGUCUUUGUGAUAUUAACGAAGGAUCCACAACUUCAGAAGAUAGAUGCAAAUCGCCAACUUCAGGUUCUACUUCGCCAUGCAAUUCUGAUGAUGACCAAAAAGUGCCUAAUUUUCUAGAAAGGGUGAAGACCAAAAGCAGAAUGUUUUCCAAGACGAUAGUCUAUGAUCUAGUGGUGACGACUAACCAUCAACAUUUCUACAAUGGAGGAGGUAGAGGAGGAGCAAAGAUGUCACGGAAAUUAAGCUUGCCUACUGAGCUAAAGCCAGACUUGGAUAAGGGAUUGAGACAUCGUCAUUCUCAUCUGUUUAAGAAGCAUUUUUCUAAUGUGGAUGUACAAAAAGCAAAAGUUCAGAAAGAAGAAAUGCCCAGGACUCGCUCAUCCCCCAAUUUCAAUAUCAGAGACAACUCGUUCAGUCGCUCGCGCAGCUCCAGUGUAACGAGCAUCGACAAAGAGUCCCAGGAGGCCAUCACAUCGUUCCAGUUCUGUGAGACCUUCACACGGAAGACCGAUAGUGCCGCAGCUCCAAGCCUGUGGGUGGGCACUACCCUGGGCACGGUGCUGGUUUUUGUCUUGAACCUCCCGCCCGCAGGAGAACAGAGACUUCUCCAGCCUGUCAUCGUUUUGCCCAGUGGUACAUUGAUAAGACUGAAAGGGGCUAUUUUGAGGAUGUCAUUUCUAGACUCAACAGGAGCAUUGUAUCCUCCAGCCUGCGAGCCCUGGCGUGAGCCCAACGCCCCCAACGAUAAGGAUGAAAAGGACAGGUUAAGGAAACGACGGCCUGUGUCUGUUUCCCCGUCAGCCUCUCAGGAAAUCAGUGAAAACCAGUAUGCAGUGAUCUGUUCAGAAAAACAAGCCAAGGUUAUCGCACUGCCAUCCCAGAACUGCAUAUAUAAACACAAUAUCACAGAGACUUCUUUUGUUCUCCGGGCUGACAUGGUGCAAAUGAACAACAGCAUCUGCCUUGCCUGUUUCUGUGCUAAUGGACAUAUCAUGACUUUAAGUUUGCCAAGUCUAAGACCGCUGUUGGAUGUAAAUUACCUGCCCCUGACCGAUAUGCGGAUAGCCAGAACUUUCUGCUUUACCAACAACGGGCAGGCUUUAUAUCUCGUCUCACCCACUGAGAUGCAGCGAAUAACCUACAGCCAAGACAUGUGUGAGAAUUUACAGGAGAUGUUGGGAGAGCUGUUCACACCAGUAGAAACGCCUGAGGCACCAAACAGAGGUUUCUUUAAAGGUCUAUUUGGAGGUGGCGCGCAAUCACUGGACAGAGAAGAACUUUUUGGUGAAUCAGUGGCUGGGAAGGCCUCUCGGAGUCUUGCCCAACAUAUCCCUGGCCCAGGAGGCAUAGAAGGGAUGAAGGGAGCAGCGUCUGGGGUUGUGGGGGACCUGGCCCGAGCCCGGAUAGCUCUGGAUGAGAGGGGGCAGAAACUUGGAGAGCUGGAUGAGAGGACAGCAGCCAUGAUGGCCAGUGCUGAAUCAUUCUCAAAACACGCACACGACAUGAUGCUGAAGUGCAAAGAUAAGAAGUGGUACCAGUUCUGAUGUUAAAAAAAAUAAAUAAAUAAAGGACUGCGGUAAUGUAAACAGCUUCAUCUGGAAGAAACUUGUCCUUCUCCCUCCAUUUAUUUCUGCAGGAAAAGGGGGAUUCAUCAUGGAGUACUGCUCUUUCCUAGCACAAUAUCAUACACUGUUUUACCUCAGUCAUGUGGCUUGAAACUGAGGAGCAUACUGAAAACAAAAACUAUAUAAAAGGUGUUUUUUCUGGGGUUUUUUUUUCUGUGGCGGCUGAGGAUUGGUGUAGUGCAAGGAUCUGGAGUGGGAAACAAGGACUAAUGGAUGAGUGUGUGUGUGUGGGGGGGGGGGCAGCGCUGGGUCUUAUCAUGUGUUUCAGUUUCAUAUACCAUAUGUCAUGAGACAACAUUUUGUGCUGUUGUCUCUGCUGCCGCUUUCCCUGAGGCCAAUAAGUUAAAUUAUAUAUAUAUAUAUAUAUAUAUAUAAAACAAAAAAAAGUCAAAAAAAUUGGAAAUCAACUCUGUAUUCAUUCCUGGCUCUGUCAAGUGCAAAACAAGUGGAUAAGUAAUAUAUGAAAGGGAUACUGCAAAGUAAAGUCCAUAAAGUAAAUUAAAUGCAUGGUUCAAGGUUGCAUCACAAGACUGUGGCUUUUGAAAGGGGUUGACAUUAUUCUGAAUUCCAAACAUCUUGUUUCUUUCUUUCUUUCUUUCUUUCUUUCUUUCUUUCUUUCAAACCUAUAAUUUGAAAUGAUUCAAUUUUAUGGGUGCUCACUCUUCUUCUAUAUACUGUUGCAGAUAUUAUAUACUGUAAAGGAAUUAUUUUUAUGGAAUUAUCCUUAUGUGGGAGAAAUAUAAUUAAGUGUGGCAGGCAGCAAAUUUGUUCUAGUUAUGUGUCGCCACUUAAAACAAAAUGUAGUAUCCUCCAAAAGGGCUGGGAUUGAAAGUAGACAUGGUAUUAAUGCAUCCUUUGUUGAUUUUCUUUAAAGGUAAAUGUCUGACAGUUUUAGGGUGCUUUAAAGUGUAUUUCCAAAACCCUCCUUUGUUUAGAAUUAUAAAUUGCUGUAUUUUCAGUUAUUUUUAUAUAGAACUUCAGGGUAGUUAAUGUGUUCACCACCUCAGGCACAGCUGAUGUGUGUGCUUUGAUUGCAACUUGUUCAUGUCAACAGUUUCAGUGAAUGACUUGGUAUAUAGAUUUAUUUAUUUUUGUCUCUGGGAUACAAAAGCACUUACAUGUUGAAAGCAUUGCACUACAGUUUAAUGACAAAAACGGCUCCAACAAGUGCAAGUUUACUACUAUAUACGUUAGGACCCCAAGCCGAAAUACAACCCCAUUGGGAUCCGGUUGACCUCAUUGGAUUGGGGUUAAUUGACAUUUUUAGAACCCCAAAAUCUUUUCGUGUUCGGUUUGGGAUUAUUGCCAAUGAACCCAUCACAAUGCAAAAAAAAAAAAUCACUUUACCUGAAGCCGAUCUGAUGAAGAAGAUUCGCUUUCGUACUUUUGAAAUGUAAAUAAAUGAAUUGGAUAGUUUUGAAAAAUGGGUUACUGAUUUAAUGGGGUUUUUUUUGUAUUAUUAUUUCUAAAUAGUUUGACACAAUUGGGGCUACACUGAAGUAAUAAUUCCAACUAGUCUCGCUUUUACAUGAAGGGAUGAAGUUGGAAUUAUUCUCCAGGGUAACCUCAAUUGUAUCAAACUAUUUGGAAAUGUGCUUUGAAAUAAAACUAUCAAACCAUAUUUAUUUUAUUUACAUUUAAAAAGUACAAAAGCGAAUGAUCUUCAGUAAAGAUUUCGGGGUUGUAAAAAUGUAAAACAAUCCCAAACUGUCACAUUUGGACUUGGUAUCCUUAUAUACACGCACGCACGCACGCACAGAGCUAUGGCAAAAAGUUCUGCAUCACCUAGAAUUUUAGGAUUUAGGAAACUACAAACUGAUAUCGCAAAAGUCUACCAGAAGCCAUAAUUUUUAAGUAUAUGGAAAAUAACAAAGUGGAAUGUAUUUCAAUAUGUUAACGUAACAUUAUUCAGCAGGUUUCAUUUGAUUCUACGGGGUGAUGCAAAUUUUUUGUCCAUAGCUCUGUGUGUGUGUGUAUAUAUAUAUAUAUUGCCUAUAUCUCUAUUAGUGCUGGGACAAACAUGGAAUUUUCAUGUUUCAUAUACGUUCAUUUUCAAAACGUUAUCAAAGCUAUUAUAUGUAACACUGUUAAAGAAAAAUAUACCAGAAGUAAUAAAGACCUUACUUUACCCUUGUGAAUUAGCUACAAAACAAAGAAAGCAAUACAGUAGUUUAAAUGGGAUUUCAAGUAAUAAAAAAGGUAAAAACUAAGCAUUUUUGUUAAAUAAAAUAAUCCCUGCCAUUGUUAUGUCUUCACAAUAAACAAAGUGGCCAUAGACACGUUUUCAUAGAUAUAUAAUUAGGGGUGCAACAAUUAAUCGAUGCAUUAAUCGAUUAUUGAGCAUCUGUCCUUAAAUUUCCUGAGCUCCGAUUACAUAUUGGUGAAUCGAGGCAUCAGAUUUGAACCCAGUUUGAAGUCUCCUGUUGCCGGUUAGCAUUAAAACCUUGUGUGAGAGAUUGCUUCUUUUAGUGUUAGUACGGUAGAUUAGCACGUUGCUGGGAUACACACUUUAGGCCUCUACGUUCGCGUUGGACACACCAAAUCGGAAGUAGGCCUAUUGUAUUCACGUUUUCUUGAUUUAAAAAUUAAGGCAAUAUUUUUUUUUUUUUGUUAUUGGAUCUUCUGUUAAAAAAAAAAAAAAAAAAAAAAAAAUCAAUGCAUCGAUUAUCAUUUACAAAUGUCUAUACGAUAAUCGAAUACUAAAUUAGCGUGCCGAAUGCCCCCGGGGAUGCCAUUUAGUGUUGAGUGAUCCAGGGUGCCCAGUUAACCACGGGUGCACAUGAGCCAUGGCAUUAACAUGCAUAUAAGUAACAGAACUCACAAGUUUACAGGAUUAUAGUAUUUACAGUGUUCAAAUGAAGAUCAGUUUCCAGUCGGAGGUCAGUCACGUGAAAUUAAUGAGUUAUGCACUAGUCUUUUUAAUAGUUUUUAUCCCCUUGGUACCAGUAAUAAGUGUCGAGUUCCAAGUAAAGCGUGGUGCUGAAUUAAAAAAAUGUCAGGAUGCAUAUAUUUUAUAUGGAGAAAAUCCGGGACCAAGAUCGUCUGUCGAAUUAAGUGAAGGUGUCGAGUUAUCCACCAGUCGAGUUAACUGAGGUUGACUGUAUAUAUGUGUGUGUGUGUGUGUGUCUAUAUAUAUAUAUAUAUAUAUAUAUAUAUAUAUAUAUAUAUAUAUAUAUAUAUAUAUAUAUAUAUAUAUAUAUAUAUAUAUAUAUAUAUAUACACACACACACAUACACUAUAUAUAGAUAUAUAUUAUAUACACACACUCACAGUGCUCCCUCAUUAUAACACGGGUCUCGGGGGACACACAGUAUAAGCGAUUAGUGUUAGAAAUGGGAGGGGGAGGGGGCGCCGCGGGACACAACACAUAUCUGACUAAAAUACAAAUUAAAAUAACUCCCUCUCUAUAAUGUACGUAUAGUGAAGCAAUAAUGUAACUUCCCGUGAAUUAACCAUGCAUAAAGCACCAUGUAAUCAAUGGUAUAUUUAACAAAAAAAAUAAAAUAACAUUCCCACUCAUGGAUCAUUUUAACUAGCAGUUUUUAAACUAUAAAUAGCCUGGCUAAAUGGCGGUCGGGAGUUCAGUUCGAAGCGACACAAAGCAAACCAAGUGCGAGAAGGAGAGCGGGUCGGAAAAGGGCAUUGGCGCGCCCCAUGUUCGGCUGCCAGAGCAGGACUGGAGCAAAGCUGAAGCGUCUUGACUCCCGGAGAAAGCUGCAGCUCCUCUUGCAGCAAAAAAGUAAAUACAUUAGGAAAGAUAACCACGUAAUAGGCCUAAUAUUUAUUUAGUUAUAAAACGAAUGCUGAAUAAGAUGUCUGCGUUAUAGUGCCAGCGCAGCUUUUCUUCAGUUCAGUACUGUAUCAAAAGGGAGGGACAGAAACAGAAGUUAGACUGAGAAGUUGUUUACAGUUUGAACAAUAGGGAAUUGGGGGACAUGCUGCAGGAGCGUAGUCAAAAGUUUACAUACCCCAAUGGAAAUAUUUCAUUUGAAGAAAUUUCUCGAAAACAAAGAAGUUUAGGAAAAAUCUUUUGUAUCAAAAGUUUUGCUUUUGUGGAUGUGGAAAAAAAGUUACAAGAAAUAGAUGUCUACAAUUAUUUAAGCAAUGUUUUUGCAAAACUCCUUAAAUGCUAAUUCAAACGUAUUCUUACCCUUUGAUGCUAUGAUAGUCUACAAGGUGCUAGAAAUUUCAAUAUGAUCGUGCAGAACCGAAUUCUAGUGUCUAGAAAAUGCUGGAUUGUAGGUGAACAUUCUUAGAGUAUAAAAGGGUUAGGCAUAGGAUGAUUGCUGUCAUUACCAAUAAGUCAAUAUGGGGAAAAAGUAAAGAGCUAACUGAAGACCUUAGGCAGAAAAUGAUUUAUUGUGAUAAAGCUGGAGGAGGAUACAAGAAGAUUUACAAGCAGUUGAGUAUCUAUUAUCAAGAAGUCCAAGACUCAUGGUACUGUCACAACGCUCCCUCGGUCUGGAAGAAAGAAGGUUUUUUCACCAAGAACAAGUAAGAAUUGUGAGGAAGGUUCUAACAAUCCGUGAUUGACUGCCAAAGAUAUUCAAAAUGAAUUGGCUGCAAGUGGGACUGGGGUUUCCAUUUCAACCAUAGGUCGAGUAUUGCAUGGUGAAGGUCUCAAUGGUUGCAGGCUAAGGAAAAAGCCACUCUUUGAAAAAAAGGACAAUCACUUAAGGUUUGCAAAAUGGCAUUUGAAUGAUGGAUAUGAGUUCUGGUGAAAGCUAUUUGGUCAUGCUGAUAGUCGUUACAUUUGGACAAAGUCUGGUGAGGCGUACAAAGAAAAUGGUAAUAUCCUUCUAUAGGGCUGUUUUUCCUCUAAUGGCACAGGAAAUUUAGUUCCAAUACAUGGUCAAGUGGAUUCCAUAGCAUACCAAAAGAUAUUGGCCAAUCAUCUGAAACCCUCCGCUACAAAACUUAGUUCAACGCGCAACUGGCCAUUCCAACACGACAAUGAUCCAAAGCACACAUCAAAAUCUACUUCCGAAGAAUAAAAUUAAGGUUCUGGAAUGGCCUUGUCAAAGUCCCGAUCUAAAUCCGAUUGAGAAUCUUUGGUAUGAGAUGAAGAAGGCUUCUGCACUAGAGAAGUCCUUGGAAUUUGAAUGAACUGGAACAAUUUUGCGUUGAAGAAUGGUGAAAAAUCACUAAACAAUCAUGCCAAAAGCUCAUUGACAAAGUUGCCUGAACUAGCUAUUCAUUUAAUUUUCCUUGUCAGGGUAUGAAUACUUUUGAAUUAGCAUUUUUGGAAUUUUGCUGAAAUAAAUUAUUUAACUUUUGUUCCUCAUCCACAUAAGCAAAACUUUUGCUACAAAACAUUUUUCCAAGAAAAAUUUAUUUUAGAGUAAUUAUUAAUUUCCAUUAGGGUAUGUAAGCUUUUGACUACAACUGUGUGUGUGUGUAUAUAAAUAUAUAUUAAGGCUGGGGUGAUGCCUAAUUUUUCACCAUCGAUAUAUCGUUUUCCAAAAAAGCUGAUGCAUCGAUUCAUCGACGUUAUGAAAGGGUAAAAAAUAAAUUACAGCAUUUAUAAAUAUGGAGCUGUAUAUUACUGUUUAAAUCCAGAACAAGCGGUUUAACAACCAAUCCAGGGAACAUCAUAACUAAUUUACAAAAAGUUAACAGUUCGGUAACAGUAUUGUCCAUGGCUUAGAUACUAUUUUUGUUAAGGGACACGGUAGCAUCCACAUUUUUUUAUUUCACCGAAGACCGGAGCUUGCUGACAAUCUGCUCAGCCUUACUGAAUACACGCUGACUAAGUACUGACGUUGCCGGAAUGCUUAAGAUGCUUCUGCCAAGCGUGCAACUUUUGGAAAGCGAUCUUGAUUUGUUUUUCCACCACAGAAGCGGAUCUUCUUUUAUACUUGAGGGUAGUUCAGAUGAAUAAAUGGUGAUGUCACAUUCCUUAGCGCUGCCAGGCUCAUGUUUAUAUAAUAUAUAUUUAUUUUGUAGCAGUGGUAAGAAUCCAAGCACAACUUUUAUUUUACAAAAUAGAUAGCUCUUUUAUUUCGCAAACAGUGACAGCUACACUCACCAGCACGCGGGGCUGAUCUUAGCUGACAGUCUGGGCUCCCCAGGAGAAAGCCACCUCACUGCUCCAUACCUGCCAAUGGGGGUGCCGACAAGACACGCCCCCCCAUUCACAGCAGCAGCAGCGACAAGCAAGGGGAAGCGAGCAGCGGCUCCAGCAGAGUAAAUCCCACCGCCGGCCUCCACGACAAUAUAUUUAAAGUCUCACAAUGACGAACACAGACUUCGAAUACAUGUAAAAAAAAAAAUUUCAAAAAAAGUUUGUUCGGAUAUUUGUCUAUUUGUCCCAGUACUAAUUAUAUACAGUGUGUGUAAAUAUAUUCUUGCGCCAAAAAAUGUAGUAAAAUGUUAGAAGUGAGACAGAGUUGAACAGGAAGCAAGUUUCAGUACACUGGGCCUACAUAGCCAUAUACAACAUACAUAAACAUAAUCUAGUCCAGAUAUGAUGUUUUUAUACUAGCUUAACCCUGAUACACAAAGUCUUUGCUAAGCUUACAUUAAAUGCUGUGGUUUGUUGUUUUGUGCUCAAAGGCAGCAGGUUUGCAGGGAUAAUGAGUUGAUCCGAUACUGGAGACUCUUCCAUUUGCUCUUCUAGCAAUGACCUUUGCAGGCUGGGCAGUCUGUUUCCUUCCUGGUAAGAUACAGCACAUGUGAGGUUGAACAGGAAUGGGAUCGCUGCAGUGUUGGUUAAUAGGUCGUCGAGAUGUAGAGCAGGUUCACAUUACACAGUGAUCUCCCCACAUCUUAAUGCAGUGUUAAUUCCAGUAGGGAAAAGGGUACUGUCAAAUUUUUUUUGUGUGUGUUUUUAUGUUCUUUGUUGUAUUUUGGGAAAGGGCUUAAAACAUAUAAAAAUGAAUCUGCAGUUCAAAAUACACAUCAGAAAGUUGUCUAAUACAAUGUUGAAAGAUGGUGAUCAUUUAGGCCAUUGUAAGCACCAUCAUAAGUCAAGUCAUAAGUCAAGUUCUAAUCCAUGUGCAACUUGGUAAAACAGUCUGCCCACCACAAAAUGUAUGUCUUUGGAGGGCAGAGCAGAGUUCUAGGUGUGUUGUGGUAUUAAGUUUCCUUGCAGUUGUUUCAAAGACUUUGAUUUGUUUUCACAGUCAUUUAUUUUAUCAAGUAUGGUACAUUUGUUUUUCAAAUGAAAGAAUGCAGUUUUUUUUCAGAUAGAGAAAAGGAUACAUAACAUCCAUACACCCAACCACCCUACAAGUAUUAAUGUCUCUCAACUAAGAAUUGGAACCAUCAUUAUUAUCCUCUUCGAUGACAGUUCAGGAAUUAUUUAUUAAUAGGUGGUUUUCUCUUGAAUUGUUCAUUGUCAUAUAUAUUGGUGGGUGUGUGUAUAUCUGGAACAUGUUUUCACACCCAUGCAGUAACAUGUAGACAUAGAAGUACAUACAGCCAUGGCCAAAAGUUUUGCAUCACUUAUAUAUGUUGAUAAGAAAACAUAUUAAACAAAAAAAAAAGAUUGAUGUACACUAAAUGAUUAAAAAAAACAUUUAUUUCAGGAUGUUUCGGGCAAAAGCCCUUCAGCUGUGUAGAAAGAAAAGUAAACACAGUGCAGUAAACGUGUUGAUUUUCAAAUAUUCUGAGGAUGUCAGAAUAGAAUGUUCAUUCCAAGAGGCUGCAAAGUUCCAUGUUUGAAGAUAAGCUUGCAUUAUCUUUGCUUCCGAGUAGAAUUUGUACCAAAACACUGACUGAUUCCACAGAUGGUGAUGCCUUCAGCAGUGUGAUUAUUGCUGUUGAAGUGUCAUGUCAAGGUGUUGAUUCGAAUGCUUCGUAAAUGUUCUACAAAACGAUCUGCUAAACGUCUUAGUUUCCUCAAUGUAUAAUUGGUUGCAUUUUGUGCUAAUGGUGCAGUACACUACUCCUUUAGAAGUACAUGUAAAGGGGUGGUGGAUGUGGAGUGAUGAUUUAGGGCCUCUGAUCUCAGUUUGGGAGUUAAUAUAUUUGCAUGUCGUACAUCGUGGUCUGUUGCAUGGGACUGUGCCUUUUAAAGGUUCUGCAGAAGAGUGAAUUUCACUGUGGACCGCGUAUUCUUUUAGAUUCCUGUCUCUUCUAUAGGACAUUAGUGGAGGAUAUAUAGAUAGAUAUAUAUAUACUCAUGAACAUAAUUUAGAUGAUAUUUUAUUUAACAUCAUGUAAUCAAAGAAACUACAAAAUGAUACCACAAGUUUUUCAUUAAAGAUAUAAAAAACUACAAAGCGGUAUGUAAUUCAAUAUGUUAACCUAACAUUAUUCAGCAGGUUUCAUUAGACAUUAUGAAGCAAAAUUAGUUCAUUCUAUAGGGUGAUACAAAACUUUUGGCCAUAGCUAUUACAUACAUACAUACAUACAUACAUACAUACUGUUGAGAAAUAUAUUUCCUUAAUGAUAUUUUCGGUGUAAAUCUUACUGUUCUCUUUUUUCAAACCUUUUUGAUGAAGUGCAAGAAACUGCUGCUAUUUGUGUUAUAUGUAGGUGCAUCGUCAAUUUUAAAUGUUUUUGGUUUUUCAAAGGAAGGACAAUUCACUCAGAAAUUCUGCCAAAUUGUUACAGUUGUAUGUAAAUACAUGGACAAUCAAGAGACAAAUCUGAAAGUGUUAUAGUGGCUUAAAGACACAAUUUAAGUUGCCAUGCGCUUUUCUGACACCAAAGAAUUAUUAUUUAUAUUAUUAUUUUUUAAAUAGGUAUUAAUACUCUUCACUGCCCCCUUUCUCUUACUGUACAGUGAGACACAAACCCAGGGUUCUGAUGGGGUCUGACUGCAGAAGCAUGAACAUGUAUACAGGCCAACCAAGGGAUUCUGAGAGCACGAAAAAAGCUAUGAGAUUUCAAGAAAUUAUUUAAUAUUGUGCUGUAGUUGUAUAAAUGGAUGAAGUCCCACUGCAUCUUCACAAUUUAGCUUGUAGUAGGAAUUAUGAGGCAGUAGGUAUUUAUUUAAUUGCAAAACAUUGUAUUUGAGAAUACUGUAUCAAGUUUAAAAAAAUCAAGAAUUGUACAAUACUACUACUGUACAAUUUGAUUUGCACUGCUUGGGCAUGUAAAUGUGCUACCUGUUGCAUUAUUAAUUUCUACUAUUGCCAUCUGAAGACUUUUGGUUAGCACCGGGGAAUAAUUGUAUUACUAUUAUAUGUAUUGAACUUCUGUUUGGCCUAUCAUUAUUAUUAUUUUUUUCUUUGUUUUGUUUGUGUGUGUAAAGUAGUUACAAUUUUAAUAAGGACCAAAACGUACAAAGACAAGCUAUACUGUGUCAGUGGUGAUGAAUAAUGAAUGGCUGCACUUUCAGAUUUGUUUUCAUGGUCAGUUAUAUUUAUACAUAUAAACAUCUAUACUUUUAAUUUUAAAGAUUUUAUAUAUGUACAAGUUUAUUUUAAUAAGUUGAGAACAUGCAUUUAAGAGAAAGUCAAAGUGUUUAAGAAAGAGUAUGUUAUAGUCAAUUAAAAGGUUCUUAACGGUUAAUGUUCCUAGUUUAAAAAAAAAAUAAUAAAGUUUUAAUCUGAUGGCGAUAUUGACGUUGCGUGGAAACUACAGCAAAAGGUUGAUCCUUUGUUUUACAUUUCAGAUGUGUUUGUCAUUUUACAGAUGCAGGAAAACCAUCCUUUUUAAUGUAAUAUUUACUGUAGUUGUUCCCUUGCACAAUAGCAGAAGCAUGUUCAAUGUUUACAAUAAUUUCUGUUAAGUUCUACUGUCUUAUUUCUUUUUUUCCGUUCAGCAGUAAGAUGUAUGUAUUCUGUUGGUAAAUGUAUUAAUGUAGUUCUAUUUUUAUUUUUUUAUUAUAUUUUCUGUACUAUUGUUAUACAUUACACUCCAGGCGUGGUAGUCCUAUCCUCUGGGAAACAUGAGAAAGAACUAUGUGCCCUCUAUGUCUUUCUCUUUGUUUAAGUUUUAAGUGUGUUUUUUUUAUUUACUCUACAAAUAAAUGUAUUGCACAUGC
Acipenser ruthenus (sterlet) is the source of this 14017-nucleotide messenger RNA. RefSeq names its product syntaxin-binding protein 5. The record is from RefSeq and is a predicted model, not a curated record. The coding region runs from base 391 to 3999 and encodes 1202 amino acids. The transcript is spliced from 30 exons. Gene Ontology annotation, biological process: regulation of exocytosis; regulation of protein secretion. Gene Ontology annotation, cellular component: cytoplasm; plasma membrane; SNARE complex. Gene Ontology annotation, molecular function: GTPase activator activity; syntaxin binding; myosin II binding. NCBI's taxonomy places the organism in Eukaryota, Metazoa, Chordata, Actinopteri, Acipenseriformes, Acipenseridae.